Molecule: messenger RNA, 2548 nt
Organism: Musa acuminata AAA Group (dessert banana)
Lineage: Eukaryota; Viridiplantae; Streptophyta; Magnoliopsida; Zingiberales; Musaceae
Product: long chain acyl-CoA synthetase 9, chloroplastic
Exons: 12
Coding region: 213-2306 (697 amino acids)
Cellular component (GO): endoplasmic reticulum; membrane
Molecular function (GO): long-chain fatty acid-CoA ligase activity
Source: RefSeq, a predicted model, not a curated record
ACCGCAUCGCUCGGCCUUCAGUUCUUACCCCCCUUCGUCUCUUGUUCUUUGGAAUAUAAAUCCUUCGGAAACCCUAAUCUCAUCUCCUGUCCAUCAUCUGAUCUACGUCCUUUCAUCUCGCCUGCAACGCAUCGGAAUUUUGCUACGGCCUGCGCGAAUCUCUGGCAGGUUUUUGAGAAUUGGGCAAUACAUUAAUUGCUUAUCUUCAAGGAAUGAAUCCAUAUAUUGUUGCCAUUUUCGUGCCGCUUAUAGCUUCACUUAUAUUAUGGAAAUCAAAUAAUGGAAAGAAACGAGGGCUGCCAGCUGAUGUUGGUGGAGAGCCUGGUUAUGCAGUUCGCAACUACCGGUCCACUUCCCUAGUAGAAUCUAGUUGGGAAGGAGUCUCAACAUUGGCUGAGCUAUUUGAGCAAGCCUGCAAACGUUUCACGUAUAGGCCUUCACUUGGAACUCGGAAGCUGAUUACAAGAGAAAUGGAAGUAAGCCAGAAUGGGAGAUCCUUUGAGAAGCUUCAUCUGGGAGACUAUGAAUGGGUGAGUUAUGGUGAGGCUUUUAAAGCUGUUUGCAGCUUCUCAUCUGGUCUAGUCCAUCUUGGCCACAAAAAAGAUGAGCGGGUUGCCAUAUUUUCCGACACACGGGCAGAAUGGUUUAUAGCCUUACAGGGUUGCUUCAGGCAAAAUAUCACAGUUGUUACUAUAUAUGCUUCACUGGGGGAAGAGGCUCUUUGUCACUCAUUAAAUGAGACAGAGGUCUCAACUGUAAUCUGUGGACAUAAGGAACUGAAAAAACUGAUUGAUAUAAGUGGACAACUUGACAAUGUAAAACGUAUUAUUUAUAUUGAUGAGGAGGGUGUUUCAAGUGAGGUUUCAUUGGCUAAGAAGAAUACAAGUUGGACGAUUACAUCAUUUGUUGAAGUAGAGACAAUGGGCAGGGAAAAGCCUAUAGAUGCAUAUCUGCCCCUCUCAGCUGAUGUUGCUGUGAUAAUGUAUACAAGUGGUAGCACUGGUUUGCCAAAGGGUGUAAUGAUGACCCAUGGCAAUGUUCUAGCCACAGCUUCAGCUGUUAUGACUAUUGUCCCUUCCAUUGGGACUAAUGACAUAUACAUGGCAUACCUACCACUAGCUCAUAUUCUUGAGUUGGCUGCAGAGAAUGUAAUGGUUGCUGCGGGAGUUGCUAUAGGCUAUGGGUCACCUUUGACGCUCACUGAUACAUCAAACAAGAUAAAGAAAGGAACAAAAGGUGAUGUUUCAGUCUUGAGUCCUACAGUGAUGGCUGCUGUACCUGCUAUCCUUGACCGUGUCCGUGAUGGCGUGCGGAAAAAGGUAGAUGCCAAGGGUGGGUUGUCGAAGAAAUUAUUUGAUGCUGCAUAUGGUCGCAGGUUGUCUGCUAUUAAUGGAAGUUGGUUUGGAGCAUGGGGUUUAGAAAAGGUUUUAUGGGAUUUUCUCAUAUUUAGACAGGUUCGAGCAGUUUUAGGAGGUCGUGUACGUUUUUUACUUUCUGGUGGGGCUCCUCUAUUUGGUGAUACUCAGAGAUUUAUCAACAUAUGUCUUGGUGCUCCAGUAGUGCAAGGAUAUGGUCUCACGGAAACCUGUGCUGGAGGAACAUUCUCUGACUAUGAUGACACUUCUGUUGGUCGUGUUGGUGCUCCAGUUCCAUGUUCAUAUGUCAAGUUGAUAGAUUGGCCUGAAGGUGGAUAUUUGGUUACGGAUUCACCAAUGCCUAGAGGGGAAAUUGUUAUUGGGGGUCCAAAUGUUACUCCUGGGUACUUUAAAAAUGAAGAAAAAACAAAGGAAGUUUACAAGGUUGACGAGAAAGGGAUGCGGUGGUUUUACACGGGGGACAUUGGAAGGUUUCAUCCUGAUGGCUGCCUAGAAAUCAUCGAUCGAAAAAAAGAUAUAGUGAAACUUCAGCAUGGUGAAUAUGUGUCCCUUGGAAAGGUUGAGGCUGCUUUGAUUGUGAGUCCCUAUGUGGACAACAUCAUGGUGCAUGCUGAUCCCUUUCACAGUUUCUGUGUUGCACUUGUUGUUGCUGCACAACAUGCCUCAGAAGAAUGGGCUUCAAAGCAAGGGAUAAAUUACAGUGAUUUUUCAGAUUUAUGCCAAAAAGAGGAAACUGUGAAGGAAGUGCACGAGUCACUGUUCAAGGUGGCGAAACAAGCAAGAUUGGAUAAGUUUGAGAUCCCAGCAAAGAUCAAGCUGAUUCCUGAACCAUGGACUCCCGAAACUGGUCUGGUCACUGCUGCACUAAAGCUCAAGAGAGAGGUCAUUAGAAAGGCAUAUGCAGAUGACCUUGCAAAAUUAUAUGCGUGAAUCAUAGUUAUUUCUUGAGAGGAGUAUUUAGUCACGUAUUGCUGCCCGGUAUCAUUUUUGACAUAAUAUUUAUGUGCUUGAAGAGAACACACUUGGCAGGUUAUGUUUUUUCCUCAUGCAAAUUUUGAUAGUUGCAUGGAAAAUAAGUAGUAGAUAUGUUGGUGGGAAGACCAAGGCACUACAAGCACUUUGCUUAUGAACCCUGACCAACUGAAGAGAAAUAAAAUUGUUUCAGCUCCCCA